Microthlaspi erraticum is the source of this 447-nucleotide messenger RNA. The record is from the annotation of a GenBank genome assembly. NCBI's taxonomy places the organism in Eukaryota, Viridiplantae, Streptophyta, Magnoliopsida, Brassicales, Brassicaceae.
AUGGGGAUCCCAACCUCACAGCGGAUAGACCGGACUCGUGGGGAUGGUUUAUACGAAGACAGGGCGAUACACAGUAAAUCAGGGUAUACGAUUGCCCAAGAAGCUAUGGAUGCUGACAACAUGAUACAGUUUGGUCCAGACGUGCGUCGUCUUCAGGCACAAGCAUGGAAAAUUCCUUGCACCCAAAAACUUCAACAUUUCCUAUGGCAAAUCUUAACGGGGUGUAUAUCAGGUGGGAGCACGUUAAGGAGUCGUGGUUUGGGCUUAUCCCCAAUCCCAACAGCUGUCAACCGGUUUCCAACAGAAGGUCUCUUCACGAAUAUGGCACACCUAUUCUGGAAUUUACCGGACGAUGAUAGGAUGAGGAUGUAUCCUUGGUUAAUUUGGUUCAUAUGGAAAGCCCGUAACGAUAAGGUUUUCUCUAACGGGGAUUGGGAUCCCAUAUGA